This is a messenger RNA of Salvelinus sp. IW2-2015, 1055 nucleotides long. Its product is annotated as complexin-4-like. Gene Ontology annotation, biological process: neurotransmitter transport; regulation of neurotransmitter secretion; synaptic vesicle exocytosis. Lineage: Eukaryota; Metazoa; Chordata; Actinopteri; Salmoniformes; Salmonidae. The record is from RefSeq and is a predicted model, not a curated record. Gene Ontology annotation, cellular component: SNARE complex; terminal bouton. Gene Ontology annotation, molecular function: syntaxin binding.
UGCCAUCCCUCAGUCGAAGGCUGGGACUCAGUGACCAAAACUUGAGGACAGAAAAAACAAGUGUUGCCUGCAAAUCCCCUUGUAGGAUAUUCACACAGUUGAAGCUGAUGGUAAGUAGUGGAGCAGUUUGGUGAAGAGCUACAGUAGUAGAGCACUGUCCAGUCCAGCUCUCUCCUACAGUGGACUACCAGAGGAAACAUUGUCUCCAUGGCCACCGAGGGGAUGUCUAGAGAGGAGGCAGAGGAGUACCAGAAACAGCUGGUGGAGGAAAAGAUGGAGAGAGAUUCAGAGUUCUUGGUAAAGAAAGCUGAGAGGGCCACAUUGAGAACGUGCUUAAGAGACAAAUACAGACUACCAAAGAGUGAACAGGAUGCAAACCUGAUGGAGUCGGCAGGAGACGACAUCGACGUGCCAGAAGAACUACUCAAAAUGGUGGACGAGGACGCCACAGAGGAGGAAGAGAAGGAUUCUAUCCUGGGCCAGAUACAGAACCUACAGAACAUGGACAUGGACCAGAUCAAGGAGAAAGCGUCGGCAACUAUGGUUGAGAUGAAAUCUAAAGCAGAGGAGAAGUGCUGUCUCAUGUGAUGAGAGAAAACAUUGGUUCAGUUGAUUUGAGAUUAGUUCCUAAGCACCAAGUUUGACCAAGGAUAUAACUUCCAAGGUUGGACUUCCCUGAAAUAUUCCAGCUUUCAAGUAUUCUAAUCUAGACUGUGGACUUGGAUUGAUCUGAAACACGUAUAGUAGACCUUCUACACAAAGUCUAAAUUGAACCAGUCUUAGGUUGGCUAAUCUGUCAAUAGAGGGUUGAAGAGAUGACUCUUAAUCGGUCUUCCUCACAAAGCUGUGGGGAAGAGGUCAGGAAAAACAUCACAGGGCUGGGAGGGAGUAAGAGUAUUUUCGUUGUUGUAAUUAAAAAAAGGUUUUCUGUUCUUUUUAUAUACAGCAACCUCAUGUUUUCUUUGCAAGAAGGUACAAUUGGGAGGAGAAAAAAAACAAUGGUAUCAUGGUUAUAAAUGCUCUGAAUUGCUUCAUGUUAAAAAAGACAUCCCUCU